Messenger RNA from Suillus subaureus, 2924 nucleotides. RefSeq lists its product as uncharacterized. Gene Ontology annotation, molecular function: potassium ion leak channel activity. The transcript has 8 exons. The record is from RefSeq and is a predicted model, not a curated record. Gene Ontology annotation, biological process: stabilization of membrane potential; potassium ion transmembrane transport. NCBI's taxonomy places the organism in Eukaryota, Fungi, Basidiomycota, Agaricomycetes, Boletales, Suillaceae. Bases 121 to 2754 code for a protein of 877 amino acids. Gene Ontology annotation, cellular component: membrane.
CCCAGGUAACCUUUUGUGUGCUCCACAAUAGCGUCGACGUUUGGUACAUAAGCACAUGCACUGGCACUGUAUCACCCCCUUAUCACCCCCUUACAUAUCCAUGCAUCACUAGCAUCACUCAUGGCAUUACAGACUUUGAUAGCCCUCAUCUUUGCCUUCAGGUCUAUCCGCCGGACAAGGGAAUCUGACCCAGAAAAGGGUCCGGAGACCCUCAGUGAAACUCCCAAUGUAAAAAGGCGCGCUCACAACGACGACGAAGGGGACGCGGACGAGGAGAAAGCCAUGGCCCAGGAAAUGCAUCCGGACGUAGACGUUGACGACGAUGAGGGUGACUCACCCCCAGAUGAAUCUGUCUCGGGCCCGCAGACCGGCCCGCUCCAGCUGCCUUCCCUCGGUUCUCCUAACAAACGUCCAUCGUUGUUUUCUUGGGCGAAGACAUUCAUGUUUCCGCCCUCAUCGGGAGACUUGUCCUACGUACCAAACUACCGGUCCGCUCCCCUUAUAACUGGCAUCGUGAUACCAUUCUCGAUCUUGCUCGAGAUUCCAGGGCUUACUGGGCGCUGGUACAUCCGCACCGAGAAUUAUAAUACCGUCCAGACUCGUUCUAACCCAGUCUUAUUGGAUAUUGGGCUUGCAUUUAGUAUGACUUGUGCUGUCCUCGCUAAUGUAUGUAUCAUCCUAAGGUUUCUUGAGAAGCGGGUCAUGACAAUGACAAUAUUAUGUAUCGUGUUUCUGUCCAUCCAUGAUAUUAUCAAUAUUGUCGCUCUCACCAUCUUCGGCGUGAUUCACCGAUUUAACGACGGGUAUACCUACGGCGAAUCCUUCUGGAUGACUGUCUGCUCCACCGUCGUAUCGGUCAUUACCAAUGUAACUCUUAUCAUAGACUUCAUUUACACUCCCAAUUUCAAGACAAGCGGCAGUGGCCUCACCCGCAAGCAGCGCACGCUAAUGAUAAUGCUCAUAAUCCUAUUUAUCUACAUCGCACUUGGCUCUUUAGUCAAUUCGUUCCUGCUCUCUCUGAGCUUUAUCAAUGCGCUUUACUUCACCGUGACGACAAUCGAAACUAUCGGCUUUGGUGACAUUGUGCCCAGUUCACUCGGAUCAAGAGUAUUUAUCUGCUUUUAUGCUGCAUUUGGUAUCGUGAAUCUUGCCGUGGUGGUUGGUAUGGUACAAGAGACGGUGAGAGAAGGGCAGCAAGUCGGUUAUUUACGUCGCCUACACGGUAUGCGAGAACGACGACGUGCAUCACGGCGACGAAGGAAUGCAGAAAAGCGAUGGCGGUCGGCGGUUAUUUGGAGAUUGCGAGACAAAGGUGCAACAGUGUGGGUUCGAAAAUACCGUUCGACAUCCAACUCUCUUUGGGCCGAGGUGAAGAGAAGGUUUUUUAGCGCUACAGAAAAGAUCCCGCACCCUUUGGAUCAUUCCCGGGGAAAGCGUCUGAACCUCGAAGCGCUCACACACCCUGAGUUGAAAGCGGCAGCGAUGGAGGCGGGCGUUCCACUUGACACACUGCUCCCACCACAGUUUUACGAAGCGCAGAUGCAGAAUGAUAAUGACGACGACAAUGCUGAUGACUUGGAGAUUGCAAGCACAUACCCCGCCUUAUCUGUCCCGCAUUCAGUGUAUGGAAUGAAUGUGCGGCGCGGCGCGGAUCGAAUGCUAACACACCAGCGGCUUGGUGCUAUGGCAGCGCUCCUAACGAGAUUUGCGAUUGGAGUUUCCCUGCAACACGAAGGACCUAUACUACAGGCCACUGUCGGCGUCAAACGUCCUAGCGAAGACUCUGCUUUGAACAAUAGAGGUGGCUUGAGCGCUGGCGCGGACGGCUCAGUUGAAGGCGAAUAUAGCACUGGAAGCUCUACGACACUCGAAACGACCUCGAGCAGCGACGAUGUAAACGUAAAAUUUGACUCAAUGGUUGCGAACAAGGAGAAGUGCGUUCUUUUGAUGCGCUCAGCCUUUGCAUGGACAUUGUUUGUUGUGUUCUGGUUGGUUGGCUCUGCAAUAUUCAGUCUGACUGAAGGCUGGUCAUAUGGCUCAUCUAUAUAUUUCUGCUUUAUUGCAUUCACAACGAUCGGGUAUGGUGAUCCUGCGCCCAAGACGCCUGCAGGGCGAUCUGUGUUUGUCGUGUGGGCCCUGCUCGGCGUUGCCACAGUGACCGUAUUGGUUUCUGUCGCCUCCGAGGCCUACUCAAAGCGCUACAAGGCGAUGCUCCAAAGCGACUCUUUCGAGCGAGCCGUCACGAUGUACCGCACUCGCACAAACAAGAUGUAUAUGACGAGGACCCGGUCCCUGUCCCUAUCUGAACCCCAGCAUCCGAGUCAAGCCCAAAGCCCAAUUGACAUCCAGACUCAGUCGUUGACUCCAACCUCUCCAAAUGUCCGCUUCCAACCCCACGUUCCUUCUUCAGGUCUCCGAAUACGCACUACGUCUCUCGAGCAGGACGAUGAUGGUGGCGAGGGGAGCCAGCAACCACAAGACACAGGAAUGAACGCACCAGAUCCAAAUCUACGUGCGCAGGACUUGCUCGAGACGUUCCCGCGACACGUCCUCAACAAGGCACGUUCAUUCCAGGAGUACAUGCGCUGUCUGGGGAACAGAGGCGGUGGUACGAAAUCAUACGUGAAUGAGCAGCUGAAGGCACUCCUGGACGAUGUGGUUGGCGUGAACGAUAUGGAGGAGAGCGUGAAAAUGGAUAUUUUGAGCGAUAGGGAUACCAGGCGGGUAAGUUGGCCUUCGCUUACCAUUCGAUGAAGAGUUGUGAAAUUGACUUUUGAACUUUUCAGACGCUCGUCACGUUAAGCAUCGAGAAAUCGCUGAUGGAGCUUAUGACUAUUGCGGAGGAGGCAAUUGCAGCGAUGAAUGACCGUGACCGUGUUUCUGCGGCCUUGGAUCAAGGGCGGGAAGAUGCUGAUGUUGAUGUU